Ostrinia furnacalis (Asian corn borer) is the source of this 703-nucleotide messenger RNA. RefSeq lists its product as uncharacterized. Lineage: Eukaryota; Metazoa; Arthropoda; Insecta; Lepidoptera; Crambidae. The transcript has 3 exons. The coding region runs from base 86 to 703 and encodes 205 amino acids. The record is from RefSeq and is a predicted model, not a curated record.
UAUGUGGUCAGUGAAACAUUGCAAAUAACAAUUACUUCAAUCGCAUAACAUGAACGGCGACGGAUAAAUAUUUUCAAUUACUGAAAUGGUAUUUUUCGCAUUGUUUUUCAUACACAUGUUGCUUUAUGGGAUCUCACAGGCCUACGAGAACAAACACUUCGAAGCCAAAAAGGAUGAAAGCAGUCGAUUCGCAGCUCUCUUGCAGGAGCUCAUAAAGGUGAACGAGGGAAGGAUAGAAGCGAUGAAGCAGCUGGUCCGCCUGCAGGAGUAUAGCGUAGCCCCCCACCACUUGAGGAUGGGGAGGGAGGACGAUCAGGAUAGACUGGUGGUCAUUAUUGUAGGAGACAGAAAAACCUCUAUCGAGACCAAUCCAAACAUAGCAGAUCCACUUUGGAAUCCAGAGCCCUACAAAGGAUCCAAAGACCUCCAUAAAUCAGCUGAAAGUGAUUCAACCGAUGACGUCAAUAAUGACGAUGCAGGCCAAGCAUUAAGAAAGGGCUGGCAAUACACCUGCGGGAAAAAGAUGAAGAAAGUAUGCACUAAAGCUUGUAAAAUAGCUUACAAAAACGUCUGCAUGACGUAUGACUGUAAGAAGAAGAUGAAGAAAAGUUUGAAGAAGGAAUGCAAAAGGAUGUGCAAGUCCAAAUUCGACGAAGGCAAAUACAGCGGAUCGCGUUCUGAUUCUGAUUCGGAUUCUGACUAG